CUGUGAUGAAUGGUACCUGUCUUUGUCUGUCGUGUCCAGGACAGAGACUGAGAAGGUGUAGGAGCACUGCUGUACGUACAAGGCCUGAUGCACACCUCCGCCAGUGUACAUGUAGUGCAAUGAUUCUCGUGUGGCCGACAGUGUCCAGUCUUGAUGUAGUGUCCAAUCCUCUCUGACCGGACUGUCCGAGAUUGUCCGGAGCACUAGGAGUAUGAGGACACGCUGUGUCUCCCGCCGUCUUCUGACUAAACAUCGCUGGUGGAUUGUUUUAAGUUCUCUAUGUGUGCUUCUAUUCCUGUUCUUCGCUCUAGAUUUUAAUACUACAUACGACAGCGUGGCUGUAGACCCUAUCUCACGUACUAGCCGGAUACCAAAUAUUUACCAGGCAUCAGAUGACCCUGUUGCUGACCGAUUUCUACAAAGAAACACAGUCUUGCGUGAUGGGUGCCAAACCCUAAAACAAUACUACGCUGUACAGGACUCGGAGGCUGCAGUAAAGGAGCACUUGGUUGUAGACAGUAAGAACAGGAUCACAUAUUGUGCCAUUGAAAAGAUUGGCUGCACAUUUUGGAAGAGAGUGUUUCAAAUUCUCAGCGGAUGGCAAAAUGUGACAGACCCUUUUCGUAUCAAGGGUAUCCAUGCAUACGAAGGGUAUCAGACAGCCAAGCGAAUGCCAUUCGACAAGAUUUAUAAUAUACUUGCGCAUUCUACAAAAUUCAUGUUUGUGCGAGAGCCAUUCGAAAGGCUUCUAUCAGGAUAUGUGGACAAACUGUACUCACCGAACGCGGCUUACUGGAAUUUCAUCGGUCGAUAUAUCGUCACGAGGUUCCGGGAGAACCCAUCCAAUCACAGCGCAGAAUGCGGGCAUGAUAUAACGUUCCAGGAAUUUGUGGAGUAUUUUAUAUAUUCCCAGAGUACUAACGAACAUAGAGACGCUCAUUUUGUGCCUAGUUUCGAGCACUGCAGACCUUGCGAGAUAGAAUACGAUUACAUCGGUAAAAUGGAAACGUUUAAAGAAGACACUUUUCAUAUAUUGAAGACACUUAAUUUAGAAAAAAUGGUGACAUUUAAUAAUUUUCAGAAUGAGACUGAAACAGACGCCAUUGUAGAUACCGUAGACUAUGUAUACUCAAUGCGUCGGCCGAUACAGAAAUGUAUGACAUUGACUCAGGCCCUGUUUCGGGCAUGGAGAAAAUUACAAAUAAGAGGCAUUAUUAGCAAACAUAUCAAAUUUCCGUACCCAUUAAAUUAUGCUGAUAAUAUUCAUCCAAAUGAAUUUAAAAGACAAUUACUUGAUGCGCAUGCGCAGUCAGGAGACCCCGCAGUGCGUAAAAAGAACCGACAGGAGGCUUUCCUUGAGGCGUAUAGUACUCUAACCCCUGUCACUAUGGACAGGCUAAAGGAAGCUCUGUACGUGGACGCAGUUCUCUUCGGGUACGAUGUUUUUCCAGAAAAACUCCAAAAUAUUGGCAAGAAAAAAUCCAAAAAUAACGGGUUUACGUAUUUCAAAUUGUAUCCCUAAUGGUAUGCGUUGUUGUGAUCUUUACCUUUUAUAUCUAUGCUUACUCAAUUGUUUUGAUAUGUUAGAUUUAAUUCGAAAAUAAUUUUCGUCACAAAAUGAAACUAAUCAUUGUUCAUGAUCAUCCACUGCAUAUAAUCCUAUUUGUUCAUGCAUAUUACCAGUAAACGUAAUUGAUUCCGUAUCUUGAUAUCAGUGCUGAACCCUUCCGUCGAAACGCGGUGCUUGGUAUUUAAAAGAUUGUAGUUCUUGAAUAAAGUGUGGAUGUAGAUAGCGAUGAAAGAUUGAGAAAUAUUCGUAAAGGGGUGUUAUGCUGAUGUACUCAACUCACUUGGACCUUACAACCUUCACAAACCAGAUGACGAAAUUAUCAAAUCUGUAAUACUCUCAAAUUCUUAUAAUGUAGAUAUAUGCUGCUUUUGUACUUCCAAAAGUGAUACUUAGUGUUACUUAGAGUAAGUGUCUAGUACAGGAACUCUAUAGGUCCUCUUUACUGGACUCGAUCGUUGCAUACUGUAACACAAAGUUUAAGGCAUCUUAAAUGAAAGGUAAUAUUGAUUCAGUUAAAUGUAUUUACAUUAAGUACCUAAGUUUGAUAUUAAAUGAUAAAUGUAUUUAGUAGUAUGUGAUGCAGUUUUGGCGAAUUCAAUGACUUGAAUAGUGUACGACGGCACAAUUUGUAACAAUUAUAUUUUUCACAGUUUUGAUUAUAUUUCUGCAUUCUUAUGAAUUAUUUUAGCUCAACUAACUGUAUACAUAUCAAACAGUCUUGAACCAGCAAAUUAUGCAAUGUUUAUUAUGAUAUUUCUCACAUAACUGAAACAGAAACACUGUUUCAUAAUCAAAUCUAUAUACAGUUUAUUAUUGGAGCAAAAGGUUCAUGUCAAUUAUUAUCCUAGAAGCCAUGGUAUUCAAAUUCUUUGACAUGAUCUUACAACGUAAAUUAAGUAGAUGUAAACCAUAGAUUUUGUGAUUAUACAUUGAAAGAGACAUCGUAGUUGACAUGAAAGAAACCACUCACAAUCGUGGUGGGGGGGGGGGGGAAUAUAGGAGAUACUAUAUUUAUGUUGCAUGAACGUAAUCACAUUUGUAUUUAAAACAUGCUUUUUGACAGUACUAACGUAAUUGGUAUCAUAGUAUAAUUGUUACAUGGCAGUGAAAUGCUGCCAUAUUUGCCGACAUUGGAUACGUAUUCAUGCUUUAACCAUUAUGUUUACCUUUGUUAUAACUUAUGUGUAAUCACUAACUACGAAAAAGCGAUCAAUAUCACCCAUGUGUGCUUUUGUCGUCAUGUCGCAGAGUGAUUAGGAUAUAUGACCUAAUUUUAUGAAAACAAUUUUGUAGUUAUGAUAGUUUAUCACUCAUAUUGAAACAUAAAUGUUCAAUGGAAUGGUCACAAUGAACAUAUUUUUAUUUAUGUCAUCCAUUUAAUUGUGUAUGAAUGUGUAUCACGAAUGGAUAUAUGUAAUAAUGUAUCAAAAGGAACUUAAUACAUGCCGAUAAUUACGUAUCUGUUUAUCACACAUAUACAUCAUCAUUUAUGUCGCCAAUUCUAUGAUUUACUAUGAAAGUGUUUAGUUAAAUACCAAAGAUGUCUAUUCACAAAGGAUUAUAUUGAGAUAUAAAUCGAUAAUCAAAACAUGAAUUGUUUGAAUUACAGAUGAGACAGUAUGUAAAAAGAAACUUUGAAUAAACAAGGUUUAAAAUCGCAAAAUGAGAUAAAUGUUUCCUUGUUCCGAAUGUUCUUGAAUAAAUUAUCGAUAACUGUUCGAAACAAAUCUCUCUGCAAACUAACGCAACGAUAAUAAUAUUACAAUAAUAUUUCAGUUAACAUGAAAAAUCUUGAAAAUUAUGUAUUCAAAUCAUUUGGUUGAAGUCAGCUGAAAAAAACCGAGCUCAAUGUUCUUUUUAUCACAUGCUGAACAAAAACAUGUAAAAGUUCACGUUUUUUAUAUUAAAUGUUAUCAUCAAUGUA
This is a messenger RNA of Mizuhopecten yessoensis (Yesso scallop), 3494 nucleotides long. RefSeq names its product carbohydrate sulfotransferase 14-like. Gene Ontology annotation, biological process: carbohydrate biosynthetic process. Gene Ontology annotation, cellular component: membrane. The transcript is spliced from 3 exons. The record is from RefSeq and is a predicted model, not a curated record. Bases 212 to 1522 code for a protein of 436 amino acids. Lineage: Eukaryota; Metazoa; Mollusca; Bivalvia; Pectinida; Pectinidae. Gene Ontology annotation, molecular function: sulfotransferase activity.